Molecule: messenger RNA, 6425 nt
Organism: Galleria mellonella (greater wax moth)
Lineage: Eukaryota; Metazoa; Arthropoda; Insecta; Lepidoptera; Pyralidae
Gene: IntS6
Product: integrator complex subunit 6
Exons: 16
Coding region: 157-3108 (983 amino acids)
Biological process (GO): snRNA 3'-end processing
Cellular component (GO): integrator complex
Source: RefSeq, a predicted model, not a curated record
UCGUGGCGUAGCUUGUUCAGCUGCUCGUCGAAGCGGCUGUCGGACGGUCGCUUGUCAGCGAGCCUUCGUACGAUGUAGCGGCCAUUUUUGUUCUUAGUUCAUAAUAGCGUGCGCAUAUUUUAAUGUAUUUAGAGAGAUAUUUAGGAUUUUUUCACGAUGACUAUUAUAGUCUUUUUAAUAGAUACAUCUGCUUCCAUGAAUCAAAGAGCUUAUUUGGGCGGACGCCCAACAUUGCUCGAUGUAGCCAAGGGCGCUGUGGAAACGUUCGUAAAGGUUCGUCAGCGUUCUCCUGAGAGCAGAGGGGACAGAUAUAUGCUUCUAACUUUCGAAGAGCCACCCGCGAACAUCAAGGCAGGCUGGAAAGAGAAUUUAGCAACAUUUAUAAAUGAAUUGAAAAAUUUACAAUGCCUUGGUCUGACAACUAUGGGGGCAGCUUUGAAGCAUGCAUUUGAUGUUUUGAAUAUAAACCGGAUGCAAACUGGAAUCGAUACAUAUGGACAAGGACGGUGUCCCUUCUACAAUGAGCCUUCAGUUAUAGUUGUUAUUACUGAUGGAGGAAAACUUUCAUGCAAUGCUGGCAUUCAGGAAGAAUUUAAUUUGCCAAUGAACUGCCCCAUUCCUGGGUCUGAAUUGACCAGGGAGCCUUUCCGAUGGGACCAAAGACUGUUCUCGUUGGUGCUGAGAUUGGCCGGAACACCUGCUGUGGAGAGGGACACUGGUCUCGUGCCUUCAGACUCCUCACCUAUUGAUGCCAUGUGUGAAGUUACAGGAGGCCGUUCAUAUUGCAUCACUUCGCAUCGUAUGCUCAUGCAGUGCAUAGACAGCUUAGUGCAGAAAGUACAGAGUGGUGUGGUGAUUAACUUCGAGAAGAUAGGGCCCGACCCUCCGCCUAUAGACGGCGGUAACAACAGAGAGGGUGGUGACCAAAGUGACGAUGUUAGUCACGAUGCUGACAAGGAGAUGGACUGUGAGGGCGACAGGAAUGGGCGUUGGAAUGGUGGUCCGUACCAAACGGGUUUGACACCCAAUCAAGGUGCGAGCGCGCCACAAGCGUGGCACUCGUGUCGACGCCUCAUCUACGUUCCGCGGACUGUUGCUCAGAAGGGCUUCGCUGUCGGCUUCUGGCCCAUACCGGAAUCUUUUCGGCCGGAUCCCAAUGCACCGACACUGCCACCCCGUUCAGCACAUCCGGUAGUCAAGUUCACUUGUUCAAGUCAGGAGCCCAUGGUGAUUGACAACUUGCCUUUCGACAAAUAUGAACUGGAACCAAGUCCUCUGACGCAGUUCAUUCUAGCCAGGAAACAGCCAACCAUAUGCUGGCAGGUGUUCGUGGCGAACAGCGGUUGUAAGAACUCUGAAGUCAGUCAUCCAUUUGGCUACUUAAAAGCAUCGACAAACUUAACAUGUGUCAAUCUCUUUGUGUUGCCGUACAACUACCCAGUAUUACUGCCUUUACUCGACGACUUGUUUAAACUACACCGUUGCAAGCCAACUCCAGAAUGGAAGCAGGCGUUUCAGCAGUAUUUAGACAGGAUGCCGUCGUAUUAUGUCGCGCCAUUACGCAGGGCCCUAACGAAGAUGGGUGCUUCGACACCGCUAUUGCAGAGUUUAAUUCCCGACAUGCAAGACAACUCGCUCAGCUUUUCUGUAUUGAAUUAUUUGAAAAGACUGAAAAACCAAGCUAAGAUUGAAUUUGACAAGCUGUGUGCUGAUGUCAUAAAUAAAGCUUCUAGUGGUAAUAAUCAAAAGAUAGCGGAAAGCGUGCGAGUGAUGCCUCGUUCUCCUCUUAAGAAGGAGCUCACCACACACCCAUGUCUACAGGACAAGUUCACGGCGUUGCGCGACCAGCUCAACGAGUUCGGUGGCUUCGUGGUAGGCCUCUCGCGUGGGCGCCACAAGACGCAGGCGCACACUUAUCGGAAUCCCUUUGAUAUACAGAGGAGGGAUUUAUUGGACCAGGUGGUGCGCAUGCGCGCGAACUUCCUACAACCGUCACUGGCGCACACGCGUCUCGUCGAUGAGGACAGUGUGCACUCGAUGCCGGUUGCGCAGAUGGGCAACUACCAGGAGUACCUCAAGCGGAUGACGCCGCAACUGCGCGAGAUUGAGUCGCAACCCGUGCGACAGCACAUGUUUGGCAACCCUUUCAAGAUAGAUAAGCGAAUGAUGGUCGACGAAGCGGACGUGGAUCCUGUAGGAGCGGUCCGUGGCGGCGGUGGUGGCGGUGGCGCAGGCGGCAAACGUGGUGCCGAAAGUCCCCGCUGUGCUCCGCCUAAACGCAAGGCGGGUCCGCUGCCGCGACAUGUGGUAGCGCGGCGGCCUACCUCUUCUGCGCCGUCGUCACCGCUACCUCCGCCGCCGCCACUGACGCCGCCGCUGACGGCACUGACGCCUCCGCCGGCACCAGUAACGCCACCUGCCCCGCUCGCACCGCUAUCACCAGUGUCGCUGCGACGGCCUGCGUCACCGCUUGCACCGGUUCCGUCAGAUUUGCCGUCCGGUCGGCCACCUGAGGAGCCGCCCAAUGUAGAAACAGGCGGAGCGCCCGUACCGCCACCGCCUGCAGUCGCCGCGCCCGCUAACCUGCCGCCUGUUAUCAAACCCUUCCUAAAUGGAGACGCUUAUACUACAAUGGGCAGUAAGGUGUCGCGGUCGCCGUCUCCACCUGACCUGGACUCUCAGGAGUUACAGAUCAACGCUAUUCUUCAGGACAUUGCAGCGGAGAAUGCGCAUCCGAGACCACGGAAGCGGAAACGGAAGAGUGAUAAGCCGGUCGUACCUCAGUUGCCCCCUCAACUGUCUCGAAAGGAGUUGGCGGACAUCAGAAAGCACAAUUUGGACGUACGAGCAGAAGUGUAUCGCGCUGUUCGACGUCCAGGCAAAGAUUUCUCGAAACUCUUCGAACAUUUAAAACAGUUAAAAGGUAGUGUAGAUGUUAAGAAGGAAGUGAUACGUGAUAUUAUAAAUGAGUCAUUAAGGUUCAAACGGAAGGCUCUUGCUAAGUUAUUGGAAGACUUUUUGGCGGGUCUCGAAAAGAACGGUAAUAGUGCCUCAGUAAGCAUGAAGAGAAUCACGAAUUCUUUAUACGGCAACGCUAAUCAUAGCUAGUGAAUAUGGAUAGAGUCAUUUGUUCAUAGUUAUCGAAGUCAGGAAUGUCAAUCUCAGUGCAGGAAUAUGUGGUGGUCACAACUUCGCGACUAAUGUCACCGGUGCCUGUACACAAGUAUCAAAUGAUUCCAUUUUUAAAUAUUUUACACGUCAAUGUAGUGCUGAAGACUUAUUAUAAUUAGAAAUUGUAAUUAGUUGAAGGAGAGCAAAGGCAAUGUUCACUCUUUUUUUUUUAAUAAUUUAUAAUGACUGGCAACUUUAUCUCUCAAAAUGUAAACAUAAAAUAAGUUGAAUGAUUAAUAAAAAUAUUUUAUUAUUUUUGUUCUCUAUCUAGAGAAACAUUGAUGGUAUAAAAGUAAUUGGAAACCUUUAAUAAUGAAAUAAAAAUGAAAUAAAUGCCAAAUCUAUAGUGGUAGAAUCAUUACUAUAAUGCAUAACUAGCAUUUUAGCUUAAUACUACUUUUUAAAUAAUCAUCCAAAAAUAUUGAUAAUCGUUCGAUUUUUUUCGAAAUUUGAUAAGUAAUACAGAUUUCUUACUCUAUUAAGACAUUAUUUUUUAUAGAACAGAAUUGGCAAACAAGUUUAUCGUCUGCCUGAUUUACGUGUUCAGUAGGCUGAUUGUAGUGGUUUUAUUUGAUCUUUAAAAUUACUUCACUAAGGUUGAAGCAUAAAUAUAUUUGGAAAUGGAAUUGUUAGUUACUUUUUUAAUUAAUAUGCGCAAUUAUCUUAUUUGUAUUGAAGUGCAAACUAUUCUAAUCUGGACUUUUAGUUGACUUUUUUCUUUGUGUAUUUGACAUUUUAUAUUUGACUUUCGAUUAGUGAUUUACAUUAAACACCGCUGGUUGACCUGCUUCAUAAUGAAUCGGACCGCGUUGUUGACUAAACAAGGAAAUGUGCUCUAAUCCGAGCAUCUGAAUAAGAAAUUGUACAGCUGGGUAAAUGCUUAAAAGAAGAAUACGCGUAUAACCGUACAAAAUGCGCGCGCAGCUAAACAGUUUAUCAAACAGUUGUAUAAAAUGUUAAGUGAAUGUCAUGCAAAUGUAAACUUACAAUAAUAUAAUAUUAUGGUGUCUUUAUGUUUAUCCUCAAGUGAGAUUGUAAUUUUAACGGCUACAUUCAAAAAAUAUUUGUCUACAUAAUACUACUAUAUCUUUAUAACAUGUCAAAUAGGUAAAAUCAUUCACUUACACAAAUUGGUGGCGUUCAAUGUUAGUAAAGAAAGAAUUUAAAACUAGCGUGACUACAAUUUUAUUUACGUUGUGGUAAAUAGUGUGAAUUGCCCAUUGACUUCGCUGGAUUAUAAAUUUUUCUUAAUAAUAUAUUAUUAUAAAAUCAGUAAGUUGAUGCAAAUUGGGUAACAAAUGGUCGAGGACAAUAUGAUUUGCUUUAAAUGUAGUCUAUUUGUGAAGAAUCGUAAUUUGUCCAUAGAGCUCUUUCAACAAAUGUUUAUAUGUUCAUUCCAACUAUAUGAAAAAAGAAAAAAGAAGAAAAUAUAGAUUUACAAAUAUUAUAUUGUUUUAAAUGAAAUUAAGAAGAUACAUUAAUAAAAUUUAAUAAAAUUCUAAAAUUAGUAAUAAUAUAAAAACAUUGUAAUAAACUAUGUUACUGAUUCAUUGUAGUUUACACUUCAAAAAUAUUCAAGAUAUUAAUUUUAUUUGAAAUACAUUGAUUUAUGUACUUAUUCUUUCUUAUUCAUUUGUUUACUGGACUGGUACAGUAUGUUAAUAACUUUUAUAGCACUAACAUAAAGAAGAUUACAAAUGUGAAAUAUGUUUUGGAGUGUUAUAAAAUGUAUAUCUUAUUGUAAAACCCGUACAUAGUUAAAUCUUAAGUUUUACCAGUAAAUCUUAGGAUUUACCAAUGUGAGUUGGUAAAUGUGAGGAUUUAAUAAAAACAAGACCUUUUUCGUAUCUUUCACUAAACUAAACCUACCUUUCUGACCUUUUCUUUACAGUGCUAGACAUAAACAUGUCUAAUUCAGUGUAUGAUGUUCGUGUUAAUGGUCAGAGAGGUAGGUUAGGUUAGGUUUGCUUUGCUUUGGUUAAGAUUUCUUAAAAUUUACUGGUAAAACUUGAGAUUUACCAAUGUACAGGCUUUUACAGUAACAUAUAAACCAAAAUGUCACGUGCUCAGGGUCGUUACUCUACAUUGUUCGAGGCAUAAAAUAUUUAAUUAACAUAUUUAUAAAAAAAUCUAAUGAACUCUAAUUUUGUUCACGUGCUGCUUUCUAAGAAGAUAAAUUUUUUUAUAGCGCUCUAAUUACAAAUACCGACCACAUUUUACCCGUGUAUAAUUUCUCAUUUAAAUAUGUUACAUAUUGUCUUAAGAUUGACACAAAUGUUUUUGUUUUCUAUUGUAAGUCGAAAUAAAUAUAACUGGAAAUCAGUCAUUUGCUACGUCAAGAUUUUCAUUACAAUAAUUACCAUUCAAUUUCUUUAUUGAUUGCGUUUAGGUACGAUUCAUUAGAAAACUUAAACAGUAUAAACGUAUGCUCGUGACUUCGUUAAAAUAAAAACCAGCAUCAGUGUAUUUAUUACCUACUUAUUGAUGAUCUCACCUGAUCGCAAUGAACAGGCGCGUCUCUUUUCGUGCAUGUCUUUGGUAAGUGAUAAAAGUAAUGAUAACUGGCAAUAAAUAUUUUAUAUACGCGAAGCACAGUUUGUGACCUUAAGAAAUGGUACAUUAUUUGGAUGUGAGUUUACUGAUUGAUUAAUUAUAACAUUCAUAUCACAUACGGGAAAUUUAUCAAUGCAUUUAUUUACAAAUUCCGUGCAUUGAAUUGUAAUGAUAUAUUUCGUUAGGUAAUCGAAUAAUAAAGAAAUAUGAGCUUUGUGAUUUCUGACUUUACGAAUGUUGAUCAAAAGGACCAGCAGCUUUUUUCUGUCAUUUUGUUUGUUUAUAUGCAAAGAAAAUUGUGAUGAAAUAAGCAAUAUGAAUUUAGAACAAUCUUUACGAGGUGUCUUAAUUUGUGCAAAAUGACAGUGAAAUUGUGUUUCAGAUUGUAAAUACGCAUUGUAAAUAAUAUUAGAAUGUAUUAUUAUUACCAAUGAAAAUAUAUGUGUAGGAUGCUUUUACGCAUCGAUCACUAAAUAGUUAACGUGGCCGGGCCACACGGUAUGAGAAUAUUUGGUUAUAUAAAAUGUUUUAUUAAUUAUACUGUUAAAUUUAAUUUACAAAAUUGUUAUUUUCCAUAAGCAAAUAAUUUCAAACUGCUGCUAAUGUUAGGAUAUGGCCCGAUCACAUUAAUAGACGUUCGGUCAAUUGUAAAGUGUAUUAUAUCUUUUUCUAAAUAAAUUAUGAUCCUUAUUGGAUUUUUA